CAAAAUGGCGGACGAACAAGAACUUGGCGAAAAAAAGACAAUAAUCCAAGCCUUUGACCCCACAGAAUAUCAGCACACCAGAUAUAAUCCACUAAAAGGAGAAUGGGUUUUGGUUUCUCCACACCGUAUGAAAAGACCUUGGAAAGGACAGGUUGAGAAGAAGGAUGAAGAUGAGAUUCCCCGGUGGAACGAGAAGAAUCCUUUAUGUCCCAGAGCAGUCCGUGCCAGCGGGAAGGUAAACCCGGAUUAUUCCAGUACAUAUGUCUUUGAAAAUGAUUUCCCAGCCCUUUUACAGGGCGACGCUCCUUCUCCAGGUAAAGGAAGCCAUCACUUACUCCAGUGCAAACCAGCUCAAGGGACUUGUCGCGUCAUGUGUUUUCAUCCCUGGUCAGAUCUUACUCUUCCAUUAAUGAUGAUAGAUGAAAUCAAAGAAGUUAUUAAAGAAUGGAUAAAGCAAUUUGUUGAAUUGAGCCAGAUGUAUCGAUGGGUCCAGAUCUUUGAAAAUAAAGGUGCAGUAAUGGGAUGUUCGAACCCCCACCCUCACUGUCAGAUUUGGUCAAGUUCAUUCUUACCCAAUGAACCAGCUCAAGAGAACAGGAUGCAGAAAGAGUACUUCCAACAGCAUGGCAUCCCAUUACUUGUGGAAUAUGUCAAACUAGAAGCCAAAGAAAAGGUCAGAAUAGUGGUGGAGAAUGAAUCUUGGAUGGUAGUCGUUCCAUACUGGGCAGUGUGGCCAUAUGAAGUCUUGUUGCUUCCACGCCGUCAUGUGCUUAGAAUAUCAGACCUCACUGACCAAGAACAACACAGUCUGGCAGAAAUAAUGAAGAAGUUACUCAUUAAAUACGACAACUUAUAUGAAACAUCAUUUCCAUACUCUAUGGGCUGGCAUGGAGCACCAACGGGAUCUGAAGAUCAAGACUGUCAACACUGGCAGCUUCAUGCGCAUUACUACCCAUCUCUCCUGCGAUCAGCUAGUGUCAAGAAGUUCAUGGUGGGAUAUGAAAUGCUUGCGCAAGCACAAAGGGACUUGACAUCUGAACAAGCUGCUGAAAAACUGAGAAGUCUUCCAGAUGAACACUACAAGACAAGAAAGCCAGGCAGUUUACAAGAGAAGUGAUAGAAAAGUAGGUUUGUAAAAACAUUACAUUCUUUCAUGCAUGCCGUUCUCGGUUAUUCCAGUUUGAGACCUUAGCAACAGCUUUUCCAUGGCCAUAGCAACCACCUUUUUCAGGGUUAGAUCAAGGGGGAGGGGUGACUGUUACCUAGAAAGGCAUCAUAUAAGGUUUUAGAUUUCACUUUAGCCUAAUUAUUUUUCAAUUUCUAUCAUUCCAACCCCCCCUCCAGUAGUCUCUAGACUAGUUUGUUUUACAUCCUUUGGUAUCAAAAACUACUCCAAUAUUAAAGUGAAUUUUCUUCUUUUUAUGCAAAUAAAUUUUAAUUAAUUAAUUCAUACAUUGAAUGGGGACAGAAGUUUUGAAAUUAAGGUCCAAAAUUUACAAAUUGUAAUGCAAGAAAGCCAUAGUUAUAGAAGACCAUUGACUGUGAAGAUACCUGUAUCACUGGGAGCUUGCAUAGUAUAAUGUAAGAUAUAAUGUAAUAAGUAAUUAUUAUAUUAAUAAUUACUUAUAAUUGAUAAGAAAUAUUAAUAAUAGAUUGAUGAAUAAUAAGUAGAUUUAUAAAACUGGAUAAAAAUGAUAAUGAUUCAAAUUUUAUUUUAGUGUAUGUAAUUUAUAUAAUUAAUGAUGACACACCAAUGUCGUUGAAUUAGGGCUUAAUUGAGCCAUUAAAAAGUGCAUAUCAGCACACUCGUCAGUUA
Molecule: messenger RNA, 1816 nt
Organism: Actinia tenebrosa (Australian red waratah sea anemone)
Lineage: Eukaryota; Metazoa; Cnidaria; Anthozoa; Actiniaria; Actiniidae
Product: galactose-1-phosphate uridylyltransferase
Biological process (GO): beta-D-galactose catabolic process via UDP-galactose, Leloir pathway
Cellular component (GO): cytoplasm
Molecular function (GO): UDP-glucose:hexose-1-phosphate uridylyltransferase activity; zinc ion binding
Source: RefSeq, a predicted model, not a curated record